This is a messenger RNA of Brassica napus (rape), 1448 nucleotides long. RefSeq names its product protein MODIFIER OF SNC1 11. Gene Ontology annotation, cellular component: nucleus. The transcript has 6 exons. The record is from RefSeq and is a predicted model, not a curated record. Lineage: Eukaryota; Viridiplantae; Streptophyta; Magnoliopsida; Brassicales; Brassicaceae. Gene Ontology annotation, biological process: poly(A)+ mRNA export from nucleus. The coding region runs from base 49 to 618 and encodes 189 amino acids.
GACCCGUUCUGUCUCUUCGAUCUCUCUCUCUCUCUCCUUCGAAUCACCAUGGCGAGCAACGGAGUUACGGUGGAGAACGUCUCUGGUGAAAUCCCUAAGAAAAUCGUUGACCUCAACAUUGCGGAGCCAGAUGAGAUUCUCGACGGAGAAGUGAAGGAAUCCACUGGUGAGAAGAAGGACGGAUCCGACUCCAAGUCGGCUGGGGAUGUAUCUCCGGUGGAUGAUGUUCAGAAGAAGAUUCGACGUGCGGAGAGGUUUGGUGUUUCCGUGAAGCUAACCGAAGAGGAGAAGCGCAAUUCUCGCGCUGAGAGGUUUGGGACUGUUGCAGCGGUGAAGGACUCACAGGGGACGAAGAAGAAAGCAGAGGAGGACUUGAAGCGAAAGGCUAGAGCUGACAGGUUUGGGGUUCCUGCUAAAGUUGAUAACACUGAGGAAGAGGCUAAGAAGAAAGCUAGGCUUGCUCGCUUUGGGAAAGAUACUAAAGUUGAUUCUGCUGAAGAUGAUAAACGCAAAGCUAGAGCACUCAGGUUUUCAAAACCUGCGUCUGAGGCAUCUGCUGAUUUACCUGGGAAGCUAGAUAUUAGCAAGGAGGCAGCUGUUUCAGGAAACGCUGCCUAAGAGGUUCAUGAAUAAAGUUUCUUCUGUAGUUAGGUAGUUAUGUAAUUCCCUCUCUGGCUCUGCUUGAUUCUCUCUCUUUAUUUCUGCAAUUAGAAGUCCCCGUGUGUAGUUUGGUCGUGGUGGAGCAAUGAUUCUCUCAGAUGGUUGGAAGCUAAGUUGUCACCAGAUGAGACCAUGAGAAAUCAAUAAGUAUCCCUAUAGUUCUGAUUGUCUUAAAAUGUGUUAGGACCUAGGAAUUCUGAAGUGGCUGGUGGUUACUUUUUCCUUUUGCAGGUGAUUGAAGUAGUGGUAAGUAUUAGAUUAAGUCCUCUUGACACCGCAUGUUCGUACCAAGCUAGUUAGAAAUUACUAGUGUUGAUUGCUUUUGAGUUGUUGUGCUAACGCGUUUAUCUUGAUAACCAGCCUAAGUUGCUAGCUUAUCUAUUAAAGUAAGUGUGUUUUGUCAUACUGCUGUUGUGUGCUUGAUCGCUAAUAUGGCAGUGCAAAAUAGAUCCCAUUACCUUAUGUUCGAUGUUGGUUUUGCUUAUUAAUAUGUAAUAUGACCUGUCAAGCCACAACUUCAGAGUUCCUUUGUCGUCUAAGACGUAUCAUUAGAACUAUAGAGGUACUUGUUGGUUUCCAUAUCUCUGGUCUCUAUGCCGAAGGGAAGAGAGCCUCAGACGCUGAAGAAUCUCUGUUCGUGAGACUUCGACUUUGCUACCUUUCUGAUACUCUGCACAAUUCUUAUGCGUCUGUAAUAGAUUUUAGAUAACAACUUUGUUCAUACAUUUUGAAUCAAGCAGCCAGAAAUACUUUUAUGAAGGGAAUGUAAUGUUUAGUUUUGCUUCUUA